Molecule: messenger RNA, 963 nt
Organism: Galeopterus variegatus (Sunda flying lemur)
Lineage: Eukaryota; Metazoa; Chordata; Mammalia; Dermoptera; Cynocephalidae
Product: transcription factor LBX1-like
Exons: 4
Coding region: 1-873 (290 amino acids)
Biological process (GO): regulation of DNA-templated transcription
Molecular function (GO): DNA binding; DNA-binding transcription factor activity, RNA polymerase II-specific
Source: RefSeq, a predicted model, not a curated record
AUGUUUUCAAAGCUCUCUCGGGCUUCUGGGUUUGCCGAGGGGGAGAAGAGGGCUUCGCCAGGUCGGGGUAAAAAACGNAGCCCUUUGGACCACUUACCGCCGCCCGCCAACUCCAACAAGCCGCUGACGCCGUUCAGCAUCGAGGACAUCCUCAACAAGCCGUCUGUGCGGAGAAGUUACUCGCUGUGCGGGGCGGCGCACCUGCUGGCCGCCGCGGACAAGCACGCGCCAGGCGGCUUGCCCCUGGCGGGCCGCGCGCUGCUCUCGCAGACCUCGCCGCUGUGCGCGCUGGAGGAGCUCGCCAGCAAGACCUUUAAGGGGCUGGAGGUCAGCGUCCUGCAGGCAGCUGAAGGUCGCGAUGGAAUGACUAUCUUUGGGCAGCGACAGACCCCCAAGAAGCGGCGAAAGUCGCGCACGGCCUUCACCAACCACCAGAUAUACGAGUUGGAGAAGCGCUUCCUGUAUCAGAAGUACCUGUCCCCCGCCGAUCGCGACCAAAUUGCGCAGCAGCUGGGCCUCACCAACGCGCAAGUCAUCACCUGGUUCCAGAAUCGGCGAGCCAAGCUCAAGCGGGACCUGGAGGAGAUGAAGGCCGAUGUGGAAUCCGCCAAGAAACUGGGCCCCAGCGGGCAGAUGGACAUCGUGGCGCUGGCCGAACUCGAGCAGAACUCGGAGGCCGCAGGCGGCGGUGGCGGAGGCUGCGGCAGGGCCAAAUCGAGGCCGGGCUCUCCGGCGCUUCCCCCAGGCGCCCCGCAGGCCCCGGGCGCCGGGCCCCUGCAGCUCUCGCCUGCCUCUCCGCUCACGGACCAGCCGGCCAGCAGCCAGGACUGCUCGGAGGACGAGGAAGACGAAGAGAUCGACGUGGACGAUUGAGCGGCGCCCGGGAUCUUCCGCCGCCCCGGGCCCCUGGCGCCCGCACGCUCGCCGCCUCCCGGACCGUACCGCCCAGGGGAGCUGGGACCU